This is a messenger RNA of Pistacia vera, 2230 nucleotides long. Its product is annotated as protein SINE1. Gene Ontology annotation, molecular function: microtubule binding. Gene Ontology annotation, cellular component: microtubule. The transcript is spliced from 3 exons. The record is from RefSeq and is a predicted model, not a curated record. Bases 213 to 2039 code for a protein of 608 amino acids. NCBI's taxonomy places the organism in Eukaryota, Viridiplantae, Streptophyta, Magnoliopsida, Sapindales, Anacardiaceae.
UUCUUGUUACCCCACACCCAUCAUCAAUGACUUGCCCAAUUUGAAUUCUGCACAAAAUAACACUAAAAACAGUAACCCAUCUCGCUAUUUUUUGUUUUCGUCUUCUUCACCUUUGUAAAAAGUUUGAAUCUUUUUUUGUUUCUUGAUCUACUGUCACUAAGUGAAGUGUGAGCAAAAAGAGUUCAAGGGAUAGACCGUUUGGAGAGGUAACCAUGGGUAGAUGUCUCAGUCCGAUACUGCGUCGGGAAUUGGCGAAUCUUGACAAAGAUUCUGAUAGUCGUAAGUCAGCAAUGAAGGCACUGAAAUCGUAUGUGAAAGACUUGGAUUCCAAGGCAAUUCCACUGUUUCUUGCUCAGGUCUCUGAAACCAAAGAAAAUGGAUGUGUGUCUGGGGAAUACACAAUUUCAUUAUAUGAAGUUCUUGCCCGUAAUCAUGGUGUCAACAUAGUUCCUCAGAUUGACAGCAUUAUGGCGACCAUAAUCAAGACGUUGGCUUCAAGUGCAGGUUCUUUCCCUCUUCAACAGGCAUGCUCAAGGGUGGUUCCAGCAAUUGCAAGGUAUGGAAUGGACCCAACCACCCCAGAGGACAAAAAGAGGCAUAUCAUUCAUUCUCUCUGCCAGCCUCUCUCGGAUUCUCUCUUGGGUUCACAAGAAAGCCUAACUGCAGGGUCUGCCCUUUGCUUGAAGGCUCUUGUGGACUCGGAUAAUUGGCGUUUUGCUUCAGAUGAGAUGGUGGAUAAGGUUUGCAAGAAUGUGGCUGCGGCUUUGGAGGAGAAGUCAACUCAGACCAGUUCACAUAUGGGCUUGGUUAUGGCACUGGCAAAGCAUAAUUCUCUAAUUGUUGAAGCAUAUGCAAGGUUGUUGAUACAUUCUGGCUUGGGCAUACUGAAUGCUGGUGCUGGGGAGGCCAAUUCUCAGAAACGGUUGUUGGCUAUACAAAUGGUGAACUUUUUGAUGAAGACUCUAGAUCACAGGAGCAUAUUCUCUGAACUUGAGUUGAUUAUCGAGGGAAUGGAGAAUUGCCAAUCUGAUCAGAUGGCUUAUGUUAGAGGUGCUUCUCUUGAAGCUUUGCAAACUGCAAAGAGAAUAGCUGCCGAGAAAGGGUUGAAAUCUGAGAAGAGUUCUGGUUCUGUUACGGGAUCAAAUUUUGGGAGAAGAGAACAUAACCGUAGGAGAAUUUUAUUGCGUGCGGGUGAUAGAUCUCCAGCACCCAUGUCACCUGAAUCACAAACGCUUGACUCUUUUGUGGGAUAUGAUUCUAUGGUUGAGUCACCAAUUUCUGUAACUCAGCAAUCUUGUCACUCUGAAUAUGAUCGUAGGAGUGUGAAUCGGAAGCUCUGGAGCUUUGAGAAUGGAGGAGUGGAUGUAUCUCUGAAGGAUGGUUUAUUUUCGGAGAUGGUUUCAGGAAGUCCUAUCUAUAGUAAUUCAUAUUGUGGUCAUCAUGAACUCACUGACAAUGGAGGAGAUUACAUGGAUGAAUUUGCAGGGUUCUAUGAGAGAAGCCCUCGAGACAGAGGACCAAGAAGCACUACACCCAGUCCACAGAGAUCUCGUUCUCACAUUAAUGUUGAUAACAUUAGCUUUUUUACAACUCCAAGAAAGCUCAUUCGAUCUCUUCAGGAGGCUGAUGAUAUUAACUCAGACUUCUCUGAGAGACAGUCUAGAAAGUAUAGAAGUCCUGCCUCAGUCAAAUUUGAGCAGAGCCCUACUCCAAGCAGAAAAGGCUUUUCACGUGAAGUAUUCUAUGAUGACAAAAGAAAUGGGAACUUAUGCAAUGGAGCAUGCAAUGGAGCUGAGCAAGUUCAAGGUGUCUCUGAAUCAGUGUCAUCAACAGAUGACCUUGCUGGUGCUGACAUGCAAGUGUCUCAAGAGGUGGUUCCCAAAGAUAAGACUGAAAUGCAGAAACGCUGUGUUAAGAAAACCUAUCCGAAGACUGCUUCUAGAAUAGUAUUGGGUCUCUUCUUUUUUCUCCUUGCAGUUUUUUCUAUGCUCAUGUGGAAUGAUGGUCAGAAUCAAGGCAAUCAUCUCGUACCAACUUAAUUCAGUCAGUCAUUUAGCCGUACCAAAAAUCUGUAGUUUUAGUGAAUUAGGUUUAAAUCAGUCAAACAUUUCUCAAUAGAGUUGAUCUCAAUGACAAUCUUUGGUGUUCUCUGUAACAAUGUUUAGUAUUAAAUGAUCCAACCAUGAGUCGGAUGUUUAGCUCUCAAUAGAAGUAAAGUUUCUGUUUCUGA